CACGGAAAAAGUCAUUCAGAAUGAGGCGUGUGCCCAAGACUGUGAGUACUGUGGUUGAUGUGCAGUGCUGCUGCGAUUCUAAAUUAGUUGGUGGAUUGGUGUGUGGUACCAAGCAUUUCAGGUUACUCGACAGAAACAAUGAAAGAACAGAGAUUUGUAGUGUUUUAGGUCUUAUUAGGCAUAAAGUGUCAAAUGUGUGUACUUGGAAGGCUGGUGUGAUGGAUUCAAUUUGUGAUGAAGGAAGGAUACUUUUGGAGGAGAGGAAACCUACAAAGGGUUUGGCUGGUAGAUAUAAUGCUUUCAACAGAGUGGCUGAUGUUUCUCUAGGUAAAGUAAUUUGUGGUUCUUAUGAUUACUUGGAGUUUUCUAGCGCUUUACAAGAGACAUUGCUUGAUCAACAGUCCUGUUUGUUAAACUUAGAUGGAUAUCACUGUGCAGUUGUGUAUCACAAUGAAUAUUUCAUUGUUUUGGAUUUUAACGCUUGCAAUUCUUCUGGUUUGCCGUGUGACUUUGGCGUCUGUGUAGCACAAUUUCACACUAGUCUGAAUGAAACCAUGCUGUUUUUCACAACAUUGCUUGAGAAGCUAAAAGCAAAGGUGUUCUCUGUUGCUAGUGUAAUGGUGAGGUUGGCUGAUGAACAGGUUUCAUCAAUGCAUUGUCCAAGUACUGCUAACGGUAUGCAUGAAAGUCCUGUGAAAAUCUCUGAACAAAAAGUCUGUGUUCCAGAAGGUGUUGAACUGAAGGAGUGUUAUGUUAAUUUGAAAAGGAUGGCAAAUGAUAACGCUGGAAAGUCUACUGUGCAAACCCCCAAAAAAAGGAAAUUAGUCAAAAUGGAAGCUAUCCAUGAUUCAGAUGUUCAGUGUGAUAUGAACAAUGUUCGAUGUGUCCAGGGUUCUUUUCAUCAAGGGCAUUCUAGAUUUGGGAGAAACGGUGGGCGUCAAUGUGUGGCUAAUUCAUUAGCAGCUAUGGUAAUGCAUGAAAAGAAAAACGUCAUUGGGUGGAAUACAAAAUAUUUGGACAGUGUUCUCAUUUCAGGAAACAAAUUUUAUUCGUUUUGCAAAACACAAGGACUAAUUACUGAUGGUAGUGAAAGCCAGUAUCUGCUUGUAACAGACUUGCCACAAACAGCCAGAAUUGAUGAUUCUGAAUAUACUUUUACAUUUAGUGACCCCGUGGUAGGGGAUGUGAAUGUAGAGGAUGGCGAACUUCUCAGAUCAGGCAUUGCAUAUAGUUUAAUAAGUGGUCUAGAAAAAAUCUUUUCAAUGCAUGACAGAUGUUUUUUCACUUAUGAUCAGAGGACCUGUGCUAUAAUUCGCGUAAAUGAUCAGUUUGCUUUGAUUGAUUCUCACGCACGAGAUGUGUAUGGUAGGACAAACAGUCAGGGGAAAAGCAUUGUUCUGUACUUUCCUUCACUUCAUGACAUUGUUGCUUUGGUGCAUGUGUGGGUUUUAGAUAGAGAGACACUGCUUGAAUCAAAUGAUUUUGAGAUUACGGGGGUUGAUAUUUGUCCUGUUGUGAGUAAUUUGGAAAACAAUGAAAGUUGCUUGGAAAGAGUAGUUGGUAACACUAGUAAGUGUAUGUUGGUUGAUGAUUCUAGUUCUUCUUACUCAUCUGAAGAUACACAUGAUGUUACUUUCAUGAAGGAAUUGCCCAGUGUAAAGUAUCAGUUUAGUGUACUGUGUAAAGAUGUAGGUCAGGGUAUAUGUAAUAAGCUGAAUGUAAGUUUUGAAAAGAGGUCUAGCAUGGUGCCAGGCAGGUAUGGGGAUUUAGGAAAACCUUGUAAAACAGAAAAUAUAGUGGGUGAUGGAAACUGCUUCUUCAGGUGUAUAUCACAAGUAGUCAGUGGUAAUCAAGCAUACCACCGUAGAUUUAGACUUGCUAUAGUAAAACACAUGCAGGCUAAUGAGGCUCAGUACAGUACAGACAUAAGACAGGAUUACACAUCGCUGAAGGAGUACUUAGAGAGGUCUAGAAUGAAUUUUGUUGGAAGUUGGGCAACAGAUAUUGAAAUCCAAGCUGCAGCAGAUUUUCUAGGUGUAGAUGUUUACACUUACACUAGUGAUAAAUGGCUGAAGUUUAACUGCAGGGGCUCAAAAGUUACAGAGGAUGGAAUUUAUUUGGUUCAUAGAAAUGGGAACCACUAUGAAACUGUUGUGUGCGUGAAACGUGGGAGUUGUCAAGAUUGCCAUAUGUUGUGUAAAAUACAUGAGUUAAAUAAUGCAUGCCCUAUGCAAACACGCUCUGUAGGAAACAAUCAAGCUAGUAGUCAGAGUUUGAUAACAGCAGGUGAAUCCCACAUAAACAAAUGUGCACUGAAACACAAAGGUAGUGAUAUAGAAAAAACAGACAGAAAGAGGAGAUGUUUAAAUAUCACUGAGGCUGAUUGUAAGGAAGCUACAGAGCAUACAGCAGUUUUAAAAUGUCCUAAACAAAUAAAAUCUAAAUACAUGAGAGAAAAGUACAAAAAUGCAAUGAAAGUGCAUUACAAAACAAACACAAUCUAUAGAAACCAGAUAAAGAUGCAUAAUGUCAACAAGUACAAAAAAGACACCAGUCAUCGUUCAAAACUGAUUGUGUGUAUGAAAUUAAGAUACACAAAUGAUGAAAAAUACAGGUUUAAUGUUCGAAAUCGCAGCAAAAGCAAAUAUGCUACUAAUGAACACUUUAGGCAACAGCUCCAUGAAUUUAGCAAACAUAAAUAUGCGACUGAUACAGAAUUCAGCAAAGCAGUUCGUGAAUUCAGUAAAGAUAAAUAUGCUACUCACACAGAAUUCAGUAAAGCAGUUCGUAAAUUCAGUAAAGAUAAAUAUGCUACUCACCCAGAAUUCAGCAAAGCAGUUCGUAAAUUCAGUAAAGAUAAAUAUGCUACUCACCCAGAAUUCAGCAAAGCAGUUCGUAAAUUCAGUAAAGAUAAAUAUGCUACUCACCCAGAAUUCAGCAAAGCAGUUCGUAAAUUCAGUACAGAUAAAUAUGCUACAGACGCAGAAUUCAGCAAAGCAGUUCGUAAAUUCAGUACAAAUAAAUAUGCUUCUCACCCAGAAUUCAGCAAAGCAGUUCGUAAAUUCAGUAAAGAUAAAUAUGCUACAGACGCAGAAUUCAGCAAAGCAGUUCGUAAAUUCAGUAAAGUGAAAUAUGCUGACAACCUAAAGUUUAGGUGUGCAGUUCGGGAAAAUGUAAAAAAGAAACGUGCUGUUUUAAAACAAAAUCUUGAAAGUUUUUCUCAAGUUUUAAAAGACUUUAAUUCUAUCAUAAGGAAUGGGCCAGAUUUCGUAUGUUGUGUUUGUCAUAGGUUGCUCUUUAAGCAUCAAGUGUCUCUUUGUAAAAUUGAUAAGUACAAGACUACAAAGGAAAUGCAGGCAGUAGCUGAGCACUGUAUCACUGAAGAUUAUCUACAUAAGUGUGGUCCAGGGUGUGAUGUUCCAUGCAACUGGUUGGCAACAAGCAAAUCUCAGUUGUGGAUUUGUCACAAUUGUGAUUUUAAACUCUGCCAAAGUAUAAUGCCUCCAGAAAGUGUUUUAAAUAACUUGCAGCUUGAAACAGUACCACCAGAGCUCAGUUGUCUAAACAGUUUAGAACAACAUUUGGUAGCUUUACAUAUUCCGUUUAUGAAGCUCUUAGCUUUACCUAAAGGAGCACAAAAUGGUGUUCAUGGACCAGUUACUUGUGUUCCUUCAAAUGUUGUUGAUACAACAAACUUGCUACCACGAGCUAAUGUAGAGGGGUCUCUGAUGCGUGUUAAGUUAAAACGUAAGUUAACAUAUAAAGGGCAUUACGAAUAUAAAUAUGUGAACACUGAGCAUGUAAAGAGAGCAUUGCAGUAUUUGAAAAAAAACAACCCAUAUUAUGCUAACAUAAAUUACAACGAAAAUUGGUUAAAUGAAUUUGAAGAAUCAAGUCAACAAAAUAUCAAUGAAAAUGAAAUUUACUCAUCGCUUUCAAAUCAUAGUUGUGUUGACACAGAAGAGGCAGAUAAUGUCAAUUUCACAGCUGACCACACAGAACAACCACACAUCGAAUCAGAUGAGACUUUACAUGACAGACAAACGCAUGGUAUGUUUAUGGAUACGUGUCUUCAGCCAGUUGAUUUAGGCCAAGAAAUCUUAGAUCAAUAUGAUAAUAUUUUAAACAUAGCUCCUGCAGAAGGUAACAAUCCCAUUCGGUUACUUUCUGACAAAAGUAAUGAGGCUAAAAGUUUUCCAGCAUUGUUUCCAAUGGGUGGUCCAACAUUUCAUGAUUUUAGAAAUCAGCGGCUUACACUGUCACGCUAUUUUAACAAUCGUAUUUUGAAUGCAGAUAGUAGGUUUGCUAACAAUAAUGAAUACAUCUUCUAUGCUCAGUAUAUGAGUGAAGUAGAACAGGUUUCAUCUAGCAUAUCAAUAGCAAUGCGCAAAGGCCAUAAUUCAAACACAUCUAGGGAAUUUUCUGCAGAGUUAGUGAAAGAUAGGCAAACCCUAAAGCAGUUUCUGAACUGUGAUGAUGGUUAUAGGUUUCUUCGACCCAUCAGAGGAACACCUGUGUAUUGGUCAGGUGUUCAAAAAGAUUUGUUUGCCAUGGUAAGGCAGCUUGGCAUACCUACAUUUUUUUGUUCCUUCAGUUCAGCAGAUAUGAGAUGGGACAAUUUAUUAGAAAGCAUGCUGCAACAGGAAAACAGGACUGAUAAUGUAGACAGUUUAGAUUGGGCAGAUAAAUGUGGCCUAUUGCGACGUAACCCAGUUAUAGCAGCACGCAUGUUUGAUUUUAGAUGGCAUACAUUUUUAAAUAAAGUAAUCUUGUCACCGAGUCAACCGAUAGGUAAAGUACUGGAUUAUUUUUAUCGUGUUGAGUUUCAGCAAAGAGGGAGUCCCCAUGUACAUGCAAUGUUUUGGGUGGACAAUGCUCCUCAAAUUGAUAAAGAUGAUGACAAUAAUGUGGUAAAAUUCAUAGACCAAUAUAUAUCAUCUGAAUUACCAAGGAAUGACAAUGAACUUGUUGAAAUUGUCUCAACUGUUCAAAUGCACAGUAGGAGGCAUUCAAAAACGUGUCGAAAGCGCAACAGUGUAUGUCGUUUUAAUUUUCCACGACCACCUUCAAAUAAAACGUUUAUUUCUAGAAAAACAAAAGAAGAGGAAUCAACUAAAAAGUGCAGUUGCAGUGCAGUUUCCUGUACAUGUCCUUGUGAAGUCUCAAAUAAGGUCAUGAAUAAAGAACAGGCAACAAAAAUAUUAGCUAUGGUAAGGUCAGCUAUAUCUACAGAUACAAAUACUUGUAAUACAGUUUCUGAGUUGUUUGCCAGUAUUGGUAUUAACCAAGAAAUGUUUGAACUGGCCUAUAACAUUGCUGGCAGAAAAACUCAAGUUGUUCUGAAAAGAGAAAUUACAGAUUUGUGGGUAAAUCCCUAUAAUAAAAACUUACUGAAGGCUUGGAAUGCUAAUAUGGAUAUUCAAUAUAUAGUAGAUGCAUAUGCAUGCAUUGUAUACAUCAUUUCAUACAUUUCCAAGGCUGAAAAGGAGAUGGGAUUGUUAUUAAGUGCUGCCCAUCGUGAAGCUUCAAAGCACAACAAUGUUGAUGUAAAAGGCACAUUGCAACAAUUGGGCAGUGUUUAUUUACAUAAUCGGGAUGUAGGUGCUCAAGAAGCAGUGUAUAGACUGACAAAUAUGCAUCUAAAAGAAGCUUCACGUAAAGUAGAGUACAUACCCACAGGUGAUAAUUGUGUUCGGCUGAGCCUGCCACUAAAAGUGCUUCAGCAGAAAGCACAGUCAAAUGAGCUUACCGAAAAAGCCAUGUGGAUGACAAACCAUGUUGAUAGGUAUAAAGCAAGGCCAGUAAGAGACCCUUUUCAGGACAUGUGUAUAGCAGUAUUUGUGUCUCAAUAUCGUGUUGUGGGCAGAACAGAGAAAUGUGCAGACAAAAUUCAGCUGCAAAACAAUGCAGGGUUUGUUAAAAAAAGAACUAGGUCAAAGCCAGCGGUUGUAAGGUAUGCAAGAUUCUCUGUUGAUUCCAAUCCUGAAAAAUAUUAUCAAAGUAUUUUGCAAUUAUUCUUGCCAUACCGCUGUGAAAAUGACUUAAAACCAGCUGACUUCCCAACAUUUGAACUAUUUUAUCACAAUGGCCAAUAUGAAAUAAAUGGCUCAAUGCAAAAUGUGAAAAAUGUAGUAGAUGAAAAUAAGCAAUUAUUUGAAAAAGAUGAUGAAAUUCUUUCUCAAGUUCAGCAUGUUGUGGUAGAUAAUGGUAGUUUAGAAGAUGCAUGGUGUGAGAUGUGUCCGGAGCAAGAGUCAGAGCGCUUAGAAUGCCAGGAGGAAAAAACAGAAAGACCAGUAGAGGCUGAGGAGCAUGUAGAUCAAAUUCCUGAUUUAUCUGUUCCAAGUGUAAAAAAACAUAGUUUUGAGCCAAAUUUGAAUGUACUUUGUAGAUCAGAUGCUCUCAAUCUGCUGAGGUCUCUUAACUCUGAGCAAAAAGACACAUUUUAUCAAGUAAGACAGUGGUGUUUAGAUAAAGUUAGAGGGAAACAGCCAGAGCCUUUCCAUUUGUUUAUUACUGGAGGUGCAGGAACAGGGAAGACACACUUAAUUAGAAGUAUUCAUUAUGAAGCAACCAGGCUUUUAUCACAAGUUUCAAGUGCUCCAGACAAGGUGUCAGUGCUAUUAACAGCUCCUACUGGAAUUGCUGCAUUUAACUUGGGAGCUGGUACAAUUCAUUCUACAUUUUCAAUAGGGACAGAUGUAAAACUUCCCUACACACCUUUAGGAGAAGAAAAAUUGAAUACGUUGCGUGUUUUAUUUAGUGAUUUACAUAUAUUGAUCAUAGAUGAGAUUUCUAUGGUAGAUCACAGUCUUCUAGCUUACAUUCAUGGUAGAUUACGACAAAUAAAGCAGACAGGCGACUACUCUCCUUUUGGGAAAGUUAGUGUAAUUGCAGUAGGAGACUUUUUCCAGCUGCCUCCAGUAAAGGGAAAGCCACUAUACUUGGAAAAUGCCCCAUUAGAUUUGUGGAAUGGCAUAUUUUCUAAGUCAGAGUUAACCACCAUUGUUAGACAGAAAGACUCUGCUUUUGCUGAAAUUCUGAAUAGACUACGCACACAUCACAGGUCUACACCAUUAUCACUGCAGGAUGUACAUGCUCUUAAACAGAGGGAAACUGGGGAAACAUCUUCUGCGCUGCAUAUUUUUGCAACAAAUGCUCAGGUAGAAGAGCAUAAUGUUAAGCAAAUUAUUGCAUCUUGCCCUGAACAUAUUUGUGUAGAGGCACAAGAUUAUGAAAAAAAUCGCCAAACUGGAAAAAUGCAGCUUAAAAAUGGACACUUUUCUAAAGUAUUUAAUUCAUGCUUACCAGAAAAGUUGUUAAUAGGAGAAGGUGCACGAGUAAUGCUAAUUAAAAAUAUUGAUGUUACUGAUGGGCUUGUGAAUGGUGUCUGUGGUACUGUUACAGACAUAGCACAUGAUAAAAAUAGCACAUUGGUGAAAACUGUGUUUGUUCAAUUUGAUGAUCAAAAAGUUGGCCAAAAUAGUCGAAAGCGUACACCACCACCUAGACAUAUCAUACAUUCAACACCAAUUAAUUUGGAAGAGGAGCGUGUUAAUAGCAAGGGAGGAUUGCGCAAGCAAUUUCCAUUAAAAUUGGCUUGGGCUUGCACUGUGCACAAAGUGCAGGGACUAACGGUAAAACAAGCAGUUAUAUCACUUAAAAAGAUUUUUGCACCUGGACAGGCUUAUGUUGCUUUAAGUCGAGUAGAGACUUUAAGUGGGUUAAUCAUUCAGGAUUUUGCUGAUAAAGCAAUUUAUUGUAGAAGUAAUAUCCAGGAAUGUAUUAAUAACAUGGCACAAUUUUCAUUAUAUAAUGUCAGUCCAAUUAAAACGCAGAACUCUUUUUCGGUUCUUUUAAUGAAUGUUCAGGGUCUAAAUUGUCAUUUGUUAGACUUAACUGCUUCAGCACAAUCCUUUAGUUAUCCUUGUAUAGCGGUAACAGAGACUUGGCUACCUGCAAAUGUAUCAGGUGAUUCGACUCACAUUGAAGGUUACCAGUUUCAUAGUGCUCCACGUUGCCUUGCUUACAGUUCAGACAACCCUCUGUUAAAAUCAAUUCAGCAACAACAACAUGGGGGUGUUGGAAUGUACUGCAAAGAUAAUACUGAUUAUAGUAUUUUAGACAUUUCAGGUGUAAAUAUAGAAUGCAUUAUAUGUCAAUUCAACCAACUUGAAAUAAUCAUAGUUGUGAUAUACAGACCACCACAAUAUUGUUUAUCAUUGUUCCAAAAAUACAUCAGUCAAUUAUGCAAUACAUUAUGCAAUUUGUCAGAUAACAUCUUUCUAAUUGGCGAUUGGAACCAUGAUGAACUGAAAUCUCAUGCCAUGUCUAUGUUUAUGGAAAAUCUAGGCUAUUCUCAGUGUGUAACAGAAUGUACCACUGAAAAUGGAACGCUAAUUGAUCAUGUGUACAAAAAAAUGACAUCUAACUAUACCAUCAAUACACAAGUUAUGCCAAUGUAUUUUAGUUCACAUGAAGCAAUUUAUUGUACAUUUUCACAAACAUAAGUGUUCCUCUCAAAUAUAAAAAAAACUAUUAAAAACUAUAAUCAUAAGUAUAUCACUAAUUUAAUGUGUACAACUUUAGCAUAAUCCAAUUGUCUCGUGUCAGCAAAAAUGUAUCUAGGUAAUGUAAAUAUAUACAGCUGCAAAAUUAUGAAAAUUAUUUAUUUAUUAUUUACUAAUAAGUCUGAGUACUUGGUGGUUGAGACAAUGGACCAUGAACACAGUGUUAGACUGUGCUUCUGGAUCCUUGUGAAACCAGUACCAGACUAUAACUGUUGCUGUGUUCUGCUCACAACAACAUUAAAACCUAAAAACAUGAACUUUAAUAUUUAUUAUAUUAUGAAAUUUAAUAGUACUUUUACAAACUGCUGUGUUCUGCCCACAACACUAAAAACCUAAAUAUAUUAACUUACCUAUUUCUAUGAUGAUUUUUAAUACUAAUUUAAUUAAUUGUAUUUAUGUAAUGUUAAAUAGGUCUGAGUACUUGGUGGUUGAGACAAUGGACCAUGAACACAGUGUUAGGCUGUGCUUCUGGAUCCUUGUGAAACCAGUACCAGACUAUAACUGUUGCUGUGUUCUGCCCACAACAACAUUAAAAACCUAAAAACAUGAACUUAAAUAUUUAUUAUAUUAUGAAAUUUAAUAGUACUUUUACAAACUGCUGAAUUCUGCUUCCAACAACAUUAAAAACCUAAAAACAUGAACUUAAAUAUUUAUUAUAUUAUGAAAUUUAAUAGUACUUUUACAAACUGCUGUGUUCUGCUUCCAACAACACUAAAAACCAAAGAACAUGCUGUAUCAUAUUUAUAUAAUGAUAUUUAAUACUACUUUUAUUUAUUUAUGUAAUGCUAAAUAGGUCUGUGUACUUGGUGGUUGAGACAAUGGACCAUGAACACAGUGUUAGGCUGUGCUUCUGGAUCCUUGUGAAACCAGUACCAGACUAUAACUGUUGCUGUGUUCUGCUCACAACAACACUAAAAAACUAAAAACAUGAACUUAAAUAUUUAUUAUAUUAUGAAAUUUAAUAGUACUUUUACAAACUGCUGAAUUCUGCUUCCAACAACAUUAAAAACCUAAAAACAUGAACUUAAAUAUUUAUUAUAUUAUGAAAUUUAAUAGUACUUUUACAAACUGCUGUGUUCUGCCCACAACACUAAAAACCUAAAUAUAUUAACUUACCUAUUUCUAUGAUGAUUUUUAAUACUACUUUAAUUAAUUGUAUUUAUGUAAUGUUAAAUAGGUCUGUGUACUUGGUGGUUGAGACAAUGGACCAUGAACACAGUGUUAGACUGUGCUUCUGGAUCCUUGUGAAACCAGUACCAGACUAUAACUGUUGCUGUGUUCUGCUCACAACAACAUUAAAAACCUAAAAAUAUGCUCUAACAUAGUAAUAUAAAGAUAUGUAACAGUACUUUUACAAAUUGCCUGUUAUUUUGCUUUUAUUAUUAUAUCUUUAAUAUAACUCUGUAUUAACAACAAAGCAUAAUUGGUCCUCCGAAGAGGGGGGGUGGUGGCGGGCCCAAAAAUUAUCUUAAAUAUUUAUAUAAUAUUUUAUAUUAUUUUCAUUAAUUGUCUUCCUAAAAUUGUUAAAUAGGUCUGAGUACUUGGUGGUUGAGACAAUGGACCAUGAACACAGUGUUAGGCUGUGCUUCUGGAUCCUUGUGAAACCAGUACCAGACUAUAACUGUUGCUGUGUUCUGCUCACAACAACACUAAAAACCUAAAAACAUGAACUUAAAUAUUUAUUAUAUUAUGAAAUUUAAUAGUACUUUUACAAACUGCUGAAUUCUGCUUCCAACAACACUAAAAACCAAAGAACAUGCUGUAUCAUAUUUAUAUAAUGAUAUUUAAUACUACUUUUAUUUAUUUAUGUAAUGCUAAAUAGGUCUGUGUACUUGGUGGUUGAGACAAUGGACCAUGAACACAGUGUUAGGCUGUGCUUCUGGAUCCUUGUGAAACCAGUACCAGACUAUAACUGUUGCUGUGUUCUGCUCACAACAACACUAAAAAACUAAAAACAUGAACUUAAAUAUUUAUUAUAUUAUGAAAUUUAAUAGUACUUUUACAAACUGCUGUGUUCUGCCCACAACACUAAAAACCUAAAUAUAUUAACUUACCUAUUUCUAUGAUGAUUUUUAAUACUAAUUUAAUUAAUUGUAUUUAUGUAAUGUUAAAUAGGUCUGAGUACUUGGUGGUUGAGACAAUGGACCAUGAACACAGUGUUAGGCUGUGCUUCUGGAUCCUUGUGAAACCAGUACCAGACUAUAACUGUUGCUGUGUUCUGCCCACAACAACAUUAAAAACCUAAAAACAUGAACUUAAAUAUUUAUUAUAUUAUGAAAUUUAAUAGUACUUUUACAAACUGCUGUGUUCUGCUUCCAACAACACUAAAAACCAAAGAACAUGCUGUAUCAUAUUUAUAUAAUGAUAUUUAAUACUACUUUUAUUUAUUUAUGUAAUGCUAAAUAGGUCUGUGUACUUGGUGGUUGAGACAAUGGACCAUGAACACAGUGUUAGGCUGUGCUUCUGGAUCCUUGUGAAACCAGUACCAGACUAUAACUGUUGCUGUGUUCUGCUCACAACAACACUAAAAAACUAAAAACAUGAACUUAAAUAUUUAUUAUAUUAUGAAAUUUAAUAGUACUUUUACAAACUGCUGAAUUCUGCUUCCAACAACAUUAAAAACCUAAAAACAUGAACUUAAAUAUUUAUUAUAUUAUGAAAUUUAAUAGUACUUUUACAAACUGCUGAAUUCUGCUUCCAACAACAUUAAAAACCUAAAAACAUGAACUUAAAUAUUUAUUAUAUUAUGAAAUUUAAUAGUACUUUUACAAACUGCUGAAUUCUGCUUCCAACAACACUAAAAACCAAAGAACAUGCUGUAUCAUAUUUAUAUAAUGAUAUUUAAUACUACUUUUAUUUAUUUAUGUAAUGCUAAAUAGGUCUGUGUACUUGGUGGUUGAGACAAUGGACCAUGAACACAGUGUUAGGCUGUGCUUCUGGAUCCUUGUGAAACCAGUACCAGACUAUAACUGUUGCUGUGUUCUGCUCACAACAACAUUAAAAACCUAAAAACAUGAACUUAAAUAUUUAUUAUAUUAUGAAAUUUAAUAGUACUUUUACAAACUGCUGAAUUCUGCUUCCAACAACAUUAAAAACCUAAAAACAUGAACUUAAAUAUUUAUUAUAUUAUGAAAUUUAAUAGUACUUUUACAAACUGCUGAAUUCUGCUUCCAACAACAUUAAAAACCUAAAAACAUGAACUUAAAUAUUUAUUAUAUUAUGAAAUUUAAUAGUACUUUUACAAACUGCUGUGUUCUGCCCACAACACUAAAAACCUAAAUAUAUUAACUUACCUAUUUCUAUGAUGAUUUUUAAUACUACUUUAAUUAAUUGUAUUUAUGUAAUGUUAAAUAGGUCUGUGUACUUGGUGGUUGAGACAAUGGACCAUGAACACAGUGUUAGACUGUGCUUCUGGAUCCUUGUGAAACCAGUACCAGACUAUAACUGUUGCUGUGUUCUGCUCACAACAACAUUAAAAACCUAAAAAUAUGCUCUAACAUAGUAAUAUAAAGAUAUGUAACAGUACUUUUACAAAUUGCCUGUUAUUUUGCUUUUAUUAUUAUAUCUUUAAUAUAACUCUGUAUUAACAACAAAGCAUAAUUGGUCCUCCGAAGAGGGGGGGUGGUGGCGGGCCCAAAAAUUAUCUUGAAUAUUUAUAUAAUAUUUAAUAUUAUUUUCAUUAAUUGUCUUCCUAAAAUUGUUAAAUAGGUCUGAGUACUUGGUGGUUGAGACAAUGGACCAUGAACACAGUGUUAGGCUGUGCUUCUGGAUCCUUGUGAAACCAGUACCAGACUAUAACUGUUGCUGUGUUCUGCUCACAACAACAUUAAAAACCUAAAAACAUGAACUUAAAUAUUUAUUAUAUUAUGAAAUUUAAUAGUACUUUUACAAACUGCUGAAUUCUGCUUCCAACAACAUUAAAAACCUAAAAACUUGAACUUAAAUAUUUAUUAUAUUAUGAAAUUUAAUA
This is a messenger RNA of Astyanax mexicanus (Mexican tetra), 12537 nucleotides long. RefSeq lists its product as uncharacterized. The transcript has 2 exons. Lineage: Eukaryota; Metazoa; Chordata; Actinopteri; Characiformes; Acestrorhamphidae. Bases 21 to 8507 code for a protein of 2828 amino acids. The record is from RefSeq and is a predicted model, not a curated record. Gene Ontology annotation, biological process: DNA repair; telomere maintenance. Gene Ontology annotation, molecular function: ATP hydrolysis activity; DNA helicase activity.